AUGACUGGACUUACGGUGCCGAGGGGAGAAUAUACAAAUGUUGUGGUUCACCACAGAAUGGUGGGCGUGUCCGCCUUUGAUGACCAGUUUAACUGUGACUGGAAUUUUGAACUUUACGGAGUGGCGGAGAGAAUCAAGGAGCACCAUGGAGGGGCAAUAAGUGACGGUUUUCGAAUGUGGCUCAACCGUGUCGAGCCUGGGUUUAUCGUGCGCAACUUCAAACAGUCGCUGCGUGAGGCGUUCGGGUUAACCCCUCCGUCGGCACUACUAAUGACCUCUGAGGAGGAUAUUCCGCAUCAUGAGGUGACGGUUUACUACGACUUUGAACCGGCAGCUUUGCGUUUUCCGUUAUUGAAUAUUCGUCUUGGUGAAUGA
Messenger RNA from Trypanosoma brucei brucei TREU927, 375 nucleotides. RefSeq lists its product as hypothetical. NCBI's taxonomy places the organism in Eukaryota, Euglenozoa, Kinetoplastea, Trypanosomatida, Trypanosomatidae. The coding region runs from base 1 to 375 and encodes 124 amino acids. The transcript has a single exon. The record is from RefSeq and is a predicted model, not a curated record.